Gadus macrocephalus (Pacific cod) is the source of this 2266-nucleotide messenger RNA. It is a transcript of the gene pxk, whose product is annotated as PX domain containing serine/threonine kinase. The record is from RefSeq and is a predicted model, not a curated record. Gene Ontology annotation, molecular function: actin binding; protein kinase activity; phosphatidylinositol binding. NCBI's taxonomy places the organism in Eukaryota, Metazoa, Chordata, Actinopteri, Gadiformes, Gadidae. Gene Ontology annotation, cellular component: early endosome; extrinsic component of endosome membrane; late endosome. Gene Ontology annotation, biological process: early endosome to late endosome transport; protein targeting to lysosome; endosome to lysosome transport.
CAGAAGCAGCUGAUUAUUGACUCCCCCUGUUUCCAGUUAGCCCUCAGUUUGGAAAUCAGUCACACAUCAACUGAAGGGGAGGAGGUGAGGACAUCCUUGAGGGGGUUCUUAUCAGCGUUGGAGUUGAAUAUUGCUUACCAUUGACACACUGGUUUAUAGAGGCCUGAAAACAACCCGUGGAUCCAAAGCAGCCUUUGGAUUAGUACAACCUGGUUCUCCUCAGAAUGGUACCGUCAACCGUGAGGCGAACCUUUACUUUGUAAUCAUCCGGAAAUGUUUGAAAUGACGUUUUCUACUCGGCUGUCAAGACGGACUGGGCUUGCUUAUUAUUGAUUAUUGGCAACGCGGCCGUCAAACCAUAGCAGCCCCACAACCGCUCCAGAGGAGUUCUCCCGGUUCUCCACACACCCAGCGGGCCGGGCCCGGGGAGUAGGCCGGGCUACGGGAUGUGUUCGGUGGACAAGCCGCCCGCCUGCAGGCUGUUGCUGGACGACACCGUGCCGCUGGCCGCGGUGAUCGAAGCCAGCCAGACCCUCCAGUCUCACACGGAGUACAUCAUCAGAGUCCAGAGGGGUGUGUCUUCAGAGAACAGCUGGCAGGUGAUUCGUCGCUACAGUGACUUCGACAUGCUACAUAGCAGUCUCCAGGUUUCAGGGAUCAGUCUGUCCUUCCCUCCUAAGAAGCUGAUAGGAAACAUGGACAGGGAGUUUAUAGCAGAGAGACAGAAGGGCCUACAGGCCUACUUGGACUACAUUACCCACAAUCCCCUGCUUUCCAGCUCAGAAGCUGUCAAGAAGUUUCUGGACCCCAACAGCUACUCCUCCAACUACACAGAGAUCGCCCUCCAGCAGGUGUCCAUGUACUUUCGGUCGGACUCCCGGUGGGAGGUGGUGGAACCUCUUAAAAACAUCGGGUGGAGACUCAGGAAGCAGUACUUCCUGAUCCGGAGCCGGGAACAGCCCAAAGACAGAAACCUGCUGAGCUGGGUGGACCUGGGACCUGAUAAGUUUCUGUCAGAUAAAGACCUGCAGGCAGUCAUGAAGCUGCUGACCUCCAUGAAUCACCCCUGUAUCUGUCCGCUGUUGUUCUCCAGCACCAGUGAGUCUUCAGCCCUGGUCAUCAGACCCUUCAGUGAGAGAGGAACGCUGCGGGAACUCCAUCUACAAGGUGAAGGUGAAGGACGUCUUCUGAAGAAGUACUGUAACCCCAAGAAGAGCGAAGGUUUGGAGCUCCGCCACAUCCAGCACUACGGACGACACAUACUGGAGGGUCUCCGGUUCCUCCAGGACCAGGGGCUUCCCUACGGCCACCUCCAGUCCUCCAACGUGCUGCUGGAGCAGACGCCCCCGGCGACCUCUGACCUCCUGGCCUGCCGCCUGCUGGACGUGGAGAACAGCCUCCUGGGGCUGCCCGCCUUCUACCGCCCGCUGGUCGCCCUCAACACCACAGAGUGUGUAGACGUCUUCUCCUUCGGCCUGGUUCUGUAUGAGAUGACCUACGGCCACCCCCCCGAGCCCCCCCCUGUGGACCAGUUUCCCCCCUCCCCCCACCCUGCCAUAGUUUCUGUUCUCCAGUCCAUCCUCUCAACAGAAGCGUUUAAAACUGGACCACCGACCGUCAGUCAACUCAUACAGACACAGCUGUUUCGAGACGUCCAGAUGCCCCAGUCAGACAAACAGCCGUUUAAGAUCCCCAGCAGACUGAAGGAGGCGCUGCGCUCCUCGAAGGAGCUCCUGGAGAGGAGGCUACAGGAGGAGCAGCGACAGCUGAACCAGCAUCGCCGUCUGACCCGAGCUCAGUCCCACCACGGAUCAGAGGAACAGAAGAAGAGACGCAAACUCCUGGCCCGGAAGAAGUCCAGACAGUCGGCUUAUGAAAACGAAGAGGAAACAUCUGUCAAAUAUAACAACAACUCUGGUUCUGGAGCAAGCUCACCUCCGACAUCGCCCUCACCCCCCACACCCCUCUCGGCCACAGGACUACAGGCUCCUCCUCCUCCGCCCCCUGCCCCCCCCGCUCCUCCAGGCUGCCAGCCCCCGCCCCUGCCCUCCUCCAACGGGGGGGCGGGCCGGGGGGCCCUCCUCAGCUCCAUCCAGGGCUUCAGUAAGGGCCACCUGAAGAAGACGGAGACCCAGGACCACGGCAGGCCCCUUCUGUGACAUCACAUCCUCCCCCUUCUGUGACAUCACAUCCUCCCCCUUCUGUGACAUCACAUCCUCCCAUGUACAUUUGAGUUUCAAUAAAACUAGUAAAAAAAUAAAAUACA